Pelobates cultripes (western spadefoot toad) is the source of this 12421-nucleotide messenger RNA. Lineage: Eukaryota; Metazoa; Chordata; Amphibia; Anura; Pelobatidae. The record is from the annotation of a GenBank genome assembly.
UUUUAAUGUGGACUUUUGAAAUGCCCAUUGCAUGUCAUAGUCUGUAUUUUGCAGAUAUCAGAUGGUCUGAUAAAAGUACAGAUUGCUCUGGGGAAUGUUGCAAGCAAGCGAGAGCGUGUCAAGACACUGUACAAGAAAAGUACGUAUUCAGAGGUUUAAUUAUUAGGGCAUUACAUUAAGGGCUUGAGUUUAGCCAAAUAGAUUACAUGCAUUUUUCAUAUAAGGAGUUGCAGAAAUGCACCAGGCAAGAAGCUGAUGUUAAAGGGACACUAUAGUCGCCAAAACAACUUAAGUUUAAUCAAGCCGUUUCUGUGAUUCGUUCAUGCCCCUGCAGUCUCACUGUUCAAUUCUCUGCCACUUACAAGUUAAAUCACUUUUGUUUCUGAUUUGUUUCAGUUUCUGUCCCAUUAAAUUUUGAGGGUUAACAGUAGCGACUGGUUAGAAAACAGUUGCUAAGUAGCAGUUAUCAGUUCCCAUAAAGAGUAAUGGGACAAGUUAGCAGCUACCUAACAACUGGCUUUUAUUUGUGUCCGCUGGUAAUUCCCUGUCACUACUGGAGAAAUGUUAUAAUUAAUAAACAGUGACAGUAGCGACAGGCAUUUAGCGAGUAGCGUUUGUCUAGGAAAAAAUGUUAAAAUAGAGCCCUUAGUCUUUUAGAGUCUCUAAUCUCCUCCAGUGUGGCUACUAACUGCUAUUAACAGAUGGCGUGUGUAGGCUUUCUUUAUCAUAUCUCGCCUAGCAAACUGCUACUGCAUUUUGUGUCUAUCCUGUUCCUAACUGUCCUUUUCCUUGUUAGUUGAUGACCUGAUGAAAUACUUGGACCCACAGUACAUAGACAGAAUCGCUGUUCCUGAUGCUAUGAAGCUAGAGUUCAUAUUAGCAGGUAUAUUUUUAAACUAUUUUAAGAUGAAGAAUUAUAAACAUUCUGUGAUAUACACUGUAUUGGGGUGUAGAGGGGUAUACAAUCAGAUAUACACUUUAUUACAGUUAAGAGAUGAUAUCCAGUGUUGUAGGCUGAUAAAGUUAUGUGCAAUGAUGUACAAUAUAUAAUGGUUAGAAAGGAGUGUGUGGUCUGGGAUAUAACUAAAUUAGGACGAGGAGGUGAUAUAUAGACUGGGAUAUACACUAUUUUAGGAUUAGGAAUUGAUGUACAGACUGAAAUAAACACUAUAUUAGGAUGAGGAGUUGAUAUACAGACUGGGAUAUACACUAUAUUAGGGUGAUGAUGUGAUAUUGGGAUUUAGACUAUACUAGGAUGAAAAGGUGAUAUACAGCCUGGGAUAUACACUAUAUUAGGGUGUGGAGGGUUUAUACAGACUGGGAUAUACACUAUAUUAGGAUGUGGAGUAGAUGUACAGACUGGGAUAUACACUAUAUUAGGAUGUGGAGUUGAUGUACAGACUGGGAUAUACACUAUAUUAGGAUGUGGAGUAGAUGUACAGACUGGGAUAUACACUAUAUUAGGAUGUGGAGUUGAUGUACAGACUGGGAUAUACACUAUAUUAGGAUGUGGAGUAGAUGUACAGACUGGGAUAUACACUAUAUUAGGAUGAGGAAUUGAUGUACAGACUGGAAUAUACACUAUAUUAGGAUGAGGAGUUGAUGUACAGACUGGGAUACCCACUAUAUUAGGAUGAGGAGGUGAUAUACAGACUGGGACAUACACUAUAUUAGGGUGAUCAUAAUUAUUAUUUAUAUAGCGCCAUCAGAUUCUGUAGCGCUGUACAAUGGGUAGACUAACAGACAUGUAAUUGUAACCAGACAACUGGACGUACAGGAACAGAGGGGGUGGAGGGCCCGGCUCAAUGAGCUUACAUUCUAGAGGGAGUGGGGCAUAGUGACACAAAGGGUAAAAGUAGGGGUACGAAGUAGGUUUUUAGAAAAGUAUUCACUGAGGGCUUAGUAGGUAACUUUGACAGUUGCAGGAGAGGAGUCAUGAAUGGUGGGGGUUAAAAACCUGCUAACAGUUUAAUUGAUAUGCUUUCUUGAAGAAAUUAGUUUUCAGUGAUUUUUUUUUUUGAAUGAGUGGAGACUGGGUGAAAGUCUUACGGAGAAGGGAAGGGAGUUCCACAGAAGAGGUGCAGCCCUGGAGAAAUCUUGGAGGCGAGCAUCUGAGGUGGGAGUACGGACAGAGGCAGAACGUUGGGGCCUUGAGGGGACAUACUUGUGUAUUAGGGAGGAUAGGUAGGUUGGAGCAGCAUUAUGUAGGGACUUGUAAGCAAGCUCCAGAAUUUUAAAUUGAGCCCUAUAUCUAACUGGAAGCCAAUGCGAGGAGGUGUGGGAGGUAUGAGCGGACAGGAAAAUGAGCCUCGCCGCCGCAUUCAUUAUAGAUUGCAGUGGUGCAAUCUGGGAACACGUAAGACCACUGAGAAGGGGAUUGCAGUAGUCAAGGCGAGAGAGAACAACAGCAUGGACCAGCACCUUAGCCGCAUCUGGCGUUAAAUAGGGGCGGAUGCGCGCCAUGUUUUUGAGAUGGUAGCAACAGGAUUUGGCGAUUGAUUGGACAUGAGGGGUGUAGGAGAGGUUGGAGUCAAAAAGAACACCCAGGCAGCGAGCCUGCGAGGUAGAGGUGAUGGUCGCGCCAUUGAUUUGGAGGGAGACAGACACGGGAGUAGUAACACUUGAGGGAGGAAAGACCAGAAGUUCUGUUUUGGACAGGUUGAGUUUAAGGAAGUGAGCAGCCAUCCAGUUGGAAAUCGAAGAGAGGCAGUCAGAGACAUGAGUCAAGAUGGGAUUAGAGAGAUCAGGAGAGGACAGGUAGAUUUGCGUGUCAUCUGCAUAGAAAUGAUAACGGAAGCCAAAGGGUUGAUGAGUUUACCAAGGGAGGCAGUGUAGAAAGAAAACAGUAGGGGACCAAGGACAGAACCUUGGGGACACCCACAGAGAGUGGUUGGGAGAAAGACGCAGAGUCAGAGAAAGAAACACUGAAAGAGUGCUGGGAGAGGUAGGAGGAGCACCAGGAGAUGUGAUAUUGGGAUUUAGACUAUACUACGAUGAGGAGAGGCUAUACUGACUAGAAUAUACGCUAUAUUAUGAUAAAGAUGUUAUAUACAGACACUAUAUUAGUAUGAGGAGGUUAUGUACACUACUUAGGAUGAGGAGGUGAUAUACAGUGAGGGAAAAAAGUGUUUGAUGCCCUGCUGAUUUUAAAAGUUUGCCCACUAACAAAGAAAUUAUCAGUCUAUAAUUUUAAUGGUAGGUAUAUUUUAAAAGUGAGAGACAGAAUAACAAAAAGAAAAUCCAGAAAAACGCAUGUCAAAAAAGUUAUAAAUUGAUUUGCAAGUCAAUGAGUGAAAUAAGUCCCUGUCCUAUUGUGUUUUACACCCCACUUCCUAAAGAAUGUAAGCUCGUUUGAGCAGGGUCCUUGUCAACCUAUUGUUCCUGUAAGUUUUUUGUAAUUGUCCUAUUUAUAGUUAAAUCCCCCCUCUCAUAAUAUUGUAAAGCGCCACGGAAUCUGUUGGCACAAUAUAAAUGGCAAUAAUAAUAAGUAUUUGACCCCUUCGGCUUAGUACGUGGUGACAAAACCCUUGUUGGCAAGCACAGAGGUCAGACGUUUCUUGUAGUUGGCCACCAGGUUUGCACACAUCUCAAGAGGGAUUUUGUCCCACUCUUCUUUGCAGAUCCUCUCCGAGUCAUUAAGGUUUUGAGGCUGACGUUUGACAACUCGAACCUUCAGCUCCCUCCACAGAUUUUCUAUGGGAUUAAUGACCUCUUCUUGAGCCACUCCUUUGUUGCCUUGGCUGUGUGUUUUGAGCCAUUGUCAUGCUGGAAUACCCAUCCAUGACCCAUUUUCAAUGCCCUGGCUGAAGGAAGGAGGUUCUCACACAAGAUUUGACGGUACAUUGCUCAAUCCAUCGUCCCUUUGAUGCGGUGCAGUUGUCCUGUCCCCUUAGCAGAAAAACACCCCCAAAGCAUAAUGUUUCCACCUCCAUGUUUGACAGUGGGGAUGGUGUUCUUGGGGUCAAAGGCAGCAUUCCUCCCCCUCCAAGACAGCGAGUUGAUGCCAAAGAACUUGAUUUUGGUCUCAUCUGACCACAACACUUUCACCCAGAAUCAUUCAGAUGCUCAUUGUCAAACUUCAGACGCGCCUGUACAUGUGCUUUCUUGAGCAGGGGGACCUUCCGGGCGCUGCAGGAUUUCAGUCCUUCACGGCGUAGUGUGUUACCAAUUGUUUUCUUGGUGACUUUGGUCCUAGCUGCCUUGAGAUUAUUAACAAGAUCCUCCCAUGUAGGAGGCUGAUUCCUCACCGUUCUCAUGAUCACUGAAACUCCACGAGGUGUGUUCUUGCAUGGAGCACCAGACCGAGGGAGACUGACAGUUAUUUUGUGUUUCUUCCAUUUGUGAAUAAACGCACCAGCUGUUGUCGCCUUCUCACCAAGCUGCUUGGCGAUGGUCUUGUAGCCAAUUCCAGCCUUGUGUAGACCUACAAUCUUGUCCCUGACAUCAUUGGACAGCUCUUGGCCAUGGUGGAGAGUUUGGAAUCUGAUUGAUUGCUUCUGUGGACAGAUGUCUUUUAUACAGGUAACUAGCUUCAGAUUAGGAGCACUCCCUUUAAGAAAGUGCUCCUAAUCUCAGCUCGUUACCUGUAUAAAAGACACCUAAGAGCCAGAAAUCUUGCUGAUUGAUAGUGGAUCAAAUACGUAUUUCACUCGUUGAUAUUCAAAUUAAUUUAUAACUUUUUGUGGAUUUUUUUUUGUUAUUCUGUCUCUCACUGUUAAAUUACACCUACCAUUAAAAUUAUAGACUGAUCAUUUCUUUGUCAGUGGACAAACAUUCAAAAUUAGUAGGGGAUCAAAUACUUUUUUCAUUCACUGUACACACUAGAAUCUACACUAUAUUAGGAUGACUGUGUGAUAUACACUAUAUUAGGACGAGUUGGUUAAUUCAUUCCGUUAAGGAAUAAUGAUCUUAUGAAAUUUGGAAUUUAACUAAAUUAUUAGGACUAAAUUUGGUUAUUUCAAAUCAAUCAUUUCUGAAUUUUGGACACACCGUCAUCUGAAAACUAACUAAUCGAAACAACAUUAACUUUUCUCCCCUGCACAUCCCUAGUGGUUAUAGUGCCUCUUUAUUGUAUUCCUUGUGUUACAGAGGAACAAUACAUCAUAUCCCAAACAUCCCUCUUGGAACAGCUACACAACCUGCAGCCAUAUCUGGACAGUGAGCACGUCAAAGGUAAGCCACCACCUAUACAGUAACUAUAAAAUUUACAGAACAAGAGCUGACAAUCUAGUGGGGAGUGAGUAUUUGAGACAAUGCCGUGUUUGUUCUCCCCAUAUUGCAGUUCACUUGCAGCACCUAUUACGCUGUGAAAAUCACAGUGAGAAGCGCAGAAGCGCCUCUAGCGGCUCUCAAUGAGACAGCCACUAGAGGCUGGAUUAACCCAUAUGUAAACAUAGCAGUUUCUCUGAAACUGCUAUGUUUACAGCAGGCAGGGUUAACCCUAGAGGGACCUGGCACCCAGACCACUUCAUUGAGCUGAAGUAGUCCUUUAAGGGCGCCUUGAACCUAUAAAGUUUGGGAACCACUGACCUAGACACUAUUUUGUGACGUUACAGUGCUGUAAAAGAGACUUUAGAUUUUUAAGUGUGAAUUUUCAUAGACGGUUUUGAUGGGUCCAUGUUUUAUUUUGAAAUAUUUUAGCAGGCUGCCUAUUCCAACUACCCCAAAAAGGCAUAGUAUUUCUUAAAGAAGACACCCUAUAGGAUAUUUCAAAAGGCAUUUUGUUUUUUUGUCUUUUUGAGACACACAAUGAGUUUGUACUGUAUAUUUUGCAAACCUUAUUUGUGCUACGGCUUUAUAAGACUUCAUAUGUUGCUCAUGAGUACAUCAAUACCUCCUUAUGUACCUUUGCCAGGUGUAUGUGGACAUUGGAGGGCCACAUUUGAGACACCGCCAUUGCAGUUUUUUUUCAAACUUUAAAUUUUUACACUGUGUUCAUGUCCCAUUUUGGAGUAUUUUAGCAGGCUACAUAUUUCAAAUACCCCAUAAAGGCAUACAAUUUCGUAUAGGAGACAUCCCAGGGUAAUUCGAAAGACAUAUUUUGAACCUUGGUGUGAAAUCAUUUUUCCGCUAGCUUGUACCAAGUGCAGUGGUAAUAAGCAUUUUUAUCUACUUUUUUUGAUACACACAGUGGGGUUUGUACUGUAUAUUUUGCAAACCAUAUUUGUGCUACGGCAGUUUAAUACCUCAUAUGUUGCUCAGCUAUGUCAUCUGAGUACAGCAAUACCCCCGUAUGUAUCUUUACAAUGUAUAUGACGACAUUGAAAGGACACAUUUGAGACACAGCCAUUUAAGUUAGAAUUUUUUUAGCAGGUUGUAUUUUUUCAAUUACUUCACAAGGGCAUUCCAUUUCCUAAAGAAGACACCACAAGGUGUUUCAAAAGGCAUAUUUUGAACCUUAGCGUGGUAUAAUUUUUUUGCUGAGAAGUGUAGAGGUAAUAUGCAUUUUUCCCCUUUUUAAACAUUUUUUUUAAACUUUUUUAAAAGUUAAACUUUUAACAACUCUUUUUUUUAGCUUUUAACAACUUUAUUUUUACUAUUUUAACUUUGUUUAAACUUUUUUAAACUUUUUUUUACUGUUAACCCCUAACUAGCCUAAUCUAACAGUAAAUCCCCCAAUUUCCACACUAACUUCUACCCACCCUAGCUUAAUAAAUACAUAUUUGACAAAUAUUUAACUAGCUAAAUAAAUUGAACCUCUGAGGGUUCAAAAAAAAAAGAAAAAAGGUUAACCCUCAGGGGUUCAAAAAAAAAAAAAAAAAUCAGAUCACAGUGAAAAACUGUGAUCUGAGGACAGGGAAUGGUUUGCAUUUUAUUUUUAACACUUUUUUUUCAUAGUGUGAGACAGAUCAGCAUCGAUUUGUCUCCCUGCACUUAACAGCUCACACGGAGGUGCAGGGAGGCAGAUCGGGUUUCACUGCAGCAAGUAUGAUCGCAUGGGCUGUGAAAGUGAAACUGCUUUCUGUAGUGUGCCUCAGACACGGAGGCACACUACAGGAACAUUAAUCCCACGAUUGUGGCAAUCUGGGGUUAAUUUUAGUAUUGGACGGAAAUUUUCCGUCCUGCAUCCUUAAGGGGAGGACUGCAAUGGUGGAAAAUUUCUGUCCAGAGUCCUUAAGGGGUUAAUGAUAAAUACUGACCAGGCACAACAUUAAGCCCACUGACAGGUGACGUGAAUAACAUUGAUUAUAUCAUUACAAUGGCACCUGUCAAUGGGUGGGAUAUAUUAGGCAGCAAGUUCUUGAAUUUCAUGUAUUGGAAGAAGCAAAAUGGGCAAGUGAAAAGAGCUGAGUGGCUUUGACAACAUAACUGGGUCAGAGCAUCUCCAAAGCGGCAAAUCUUACCUACCAGAAAGUGGUGCAAGGAAGGACAACCGGUGAACACAGACCAGUUACUGUAGCUGAAAAACGUAAUGGUGGCCAUGAUAGAAAGGUGUCAGAACACACAGGGCAUCGCAGUUUGCUGUGAGUGUUCAUGAUGACUCUUGUCCAUUGCUGAAAGUGCCUUCAAUAGGGACACAAGCAUUACGACUAGACCAUGGAAGAAGGUGGGGAGAAGGAGGAGGAGGAGAAAUAAAUAACUGCUGCUUGUUGCUCUGUGUUGUGAAAAGUAAUCUGUAAUGUGUCAAUAUUUUAACUUUUUUAUCUAUAUAUAUAUAUAUAUAUUUGUACAGCUGUGACAGGCCAGGCCUCCAGAUUGCAAGCUCUGACGCAGGUCCACAUAAAACAGCAGGUAAACUUAAAGUAAAUGUUAGUGUGUAAUAUUGACAAAUCAAGUUUUUAAACAAUUAAAAUGUUUUCUUUUUCUAUUUAGAACUGACUGCUGGCUAAUAAUAAUGGGAAUUGUAGUUGCAGAACAGGUUAAUACUCUGUACUGUUUGAUUUCAGGAUCAGUCUGAGGCGAUAACUGUAGAAACCAAGAAACUCCUUGAGGACUACAACAAACUGGUAUCCUUUGUAGUACAUGCCAAGUAUUAGGUGUUAACAAAACACUAGUUGAACAUGAAGAAUCACCAGGAAAAAAUAAAUGGUAAUUUCUCUGAUAUAAUGAUUAACGUCUUUCUGAAGCCAGGUCAUUUUAUAGUGACUGAAUAAAAGGCUCUUAACAUUGAUUGAAGACUAUAGAACUACCUUAUUCAUUUACUGUAAGUGGAUUGUAAAUGGAGAUCCCUUCCCCAACCAACUUUGGUGCUCAUUGUGUUAGCAGUUUCUCUGAUAGUGACAGAUCGUCAUUCCCUCACCCCAGGUAAAUAACACGAGGCGUGUAGUGGAGCUAAAUAAACAUUGUGUUAGCAGUUUCUCUGAUAGUGACAGAUCUUCAUUCCCUCACCCCAGGUAAAUAACACGAGGCGUGUAGUGGAGCUAAAUAAACAUUGUGUUAGCUGGAGGGAAAAUGUUUCAUAAAACUGGUAACACAUCCUGUUGCAUUACUAUAAGCUUUAUGUUCUGAUGAGGAUUUGGAUUAGCUCUGAUGUUCUGUAGUAUGCUCCUUAUAAAACCAUUAAAAUAGAGAAUAAAAAAAAACCUAGAAUGUAAUAAAACUUUAGGAAGAGACAUGUACUUUUAUGGAAGAAUAAGAUAUAAGCAGCCGAACCUACCUUAUGAAUGAAAGUUUUGAUUGAAAGAAAGAACCCCCUGUUUUAUCAGAGGAGACAACAAUUGGUCAACUGGGUUGAUGUUCCAGGAGGGAUAAGCCAAAUGUUUAAUGAUUUAGGUAAACUAGAAAAAUGGUCAGAGUUGUGGCAACUGACAUUUAAUGUGGAUAAGCGCAAGAUAAUGCAUCUUGGACGUAAAAACCCAAGGGUACAGAAUAUUUGAGUCCUAACCUCAACAUCUGAGGAAAGGGAUUUAGGGGUGAUUAUUUCUGAUGACUUAAAGGACCACUCUAGGCACCCAGACCACUUCAGCUUAAUGAAGUGGUCUGGGUGCCAGUUCCAGCUAGGGUUAACCCAUUUUUUUAUAAACAUAGCAGUUUCAGAGAAACUGCUAUGUUUAUGAAUGGGUUAAGCCUUCCCCCAUUCCCUCUAGCGGCUGUCUCAUUGACAGCCGCUAGAGGCGCUUGCGUGCUUCUCACUGUGAUUUUCACAGUGAGAGCACGCCAGCGUCAAUAGGAAAGCAUUGAUAAUGCUUUCCUAUGCGACCGGCUGAAUGCGCGCGCAGCUCUUGCCGUGCGUGCGCAUUCACCCGACGGGGAGGAGAGAAGGAGGAUCGGAGUAGGAGAGCUCCCCGCCCAGCACUGGAAAAAGGUAAGUUUUUACCCCUUUCCCCCUUCCAGAGCCGGGCGGGAGGGGGACCCUGAGGGUGGUGGCACCCUCAGGGCACUAUAGUGCCAGGAAAACAGUAUGUGAGUACGUAGUCCUUUAAAGGUAGGCAGACAAUGUAAUAGAGCAACAGGAAAUGCUAGCAGAAUGCUUGGUUGUAUAGGGAGAGGUAUUAGCAGUAGAAAGAGGGAAGUGCUCAUGCCAUUGUACAGAACACUGGUGAGACCUCACUUGGAGUAUUGUACGCAGUACUGGAGACCGUAUCUUCAGAAGGAUAUUGAUACUUUAGAGAGGGUUCAGAGAAGGACUACUAAAACUGGUUCAUGGAUUGCAGGAUAAAACUUACAGGAAAGGUUAAAGGAUCUUAACAUGUAUAGCUUGGAGGAAGGACGAGACAGGGGGGAUAUGAUAGAAACAUUUAAAUAUAUAAAGGGAAUCAACACAGUAAAGGAGGAGACUAUAUUUAAAAGAAGAAAAACUACCACAACAAGAGGACAUAGUCUUAAAUUAGAGGGACAAAGGUUUAAAAAUAAUAUCAGGAAGUAUUACUUUACUGAGAGGGUAGUGGAUGCAUGGAAUAGCCUUCCAGCUGAAGUGGUUGAGGUUAACACAGUAAAGGAGUUUCUGCAUGCGUGGGAUAGGCAUAAGGCUAGGGACUAAUGAAAGUAUUUAGAAAAUUGGGCAGACUAGAUGGGCCGAAUGGUUCUUAUAUGCCAUCACAUUCUAUGUUUCUAUUUCUUCGCUUGCACCCAUUGUGUGGUAUUUAAGCAGUGUCUCCAUGACCCCUUUGUGACCAGGUGGACUCCCCUAUAUGUGAGUAGCAAUGUGAGACACGGAACCACUAAGGGCACUGGGUGCUCUCUAGUGUUUAGGCUAUACUAUAUCUCUACCACCCCAAUGUGCAUCCUGUGGGCACAGAGUUUGAACCUGUAAUGGCUUCUCUUUACAUUGUGUUUCAAGUGCUUUGUAAUGCAGUGUGGACUGGCUAAUGUGCACAUGUUAGUAAAGGACUAUAAUUUAGUUAAGCUAUUGUAGUGAUGGAUUGACUGCAGUCAGACAUGAGGAUGGUUUAUUUUCUAGAUACCUUUGCAUGUCAAAAUUGCUGAUAACGUUGCUUAAUGUAUUAUGUUCAGGAGUUUAUUUAGUGACCUUUCUGCAUUUAUUUUUUUUGCAUAAACAUAUCUGCUUCCACUUAGUGUCUGCGUGCCGAGUCAGAGUAACAGAUUAGUCAUUACAAGGACUGAGCGUUUGUAUACAGAGGUCAGUCCGAAGCAUGGUUGGCUGUUUCCGUUGGAUAUUAAGUAACGUGCAUACUCUGAGAAUUGUUCCUUGACUAGAUUCUUUAGACUGUUCUUCUGUCCAAGCAGUUUGUCCUUUGGGAUGAAACAUUGUCACAGCUCGAAGCAGCAAAGGAAGCGAAGCUGAUCUCCGAGUGACACAGAACUACACACUCAUUGUUAGCCUCCCAUGUUAUUCUCAUUCUGAUGCUUAUUUGGCUGGAAUCCCUAUCAAUAUACUGCUUCCCCUUACACAAUAUACCUCUAUUUAUUUUGUUCUUUGUUUGUUAAAACAAAGAAAUAAUCCCUUGUAUGGUGGAUGAAUGCUUAACGUUACAUGCUCAGCAAACCACAGUCCAGCAUUAACAUGUUUGUGGAAAUUCCUAUCCAGAUACACCACAUAGUAAACUGCCAACAAUCUGAGUAAAAGCAGAUCUCCCUCAAACAGUAAUCGAGGGGUACACCUUCCCUCCUCCCUCCCCGCCGCCCCAACUAAAAUACUGUGUGUAUUGUUCAGACACUUAUUUAGUUUGUCUGAAUACAGAACCCUUUAUGUAUAGGCUGCUAGAUGUUGGUAACUAUUUAUAUGCCAGGCACAAUAACGGCUCUACCUGACCCGCACACAUUCCAUUAAUAUUAUUAAUCAGACAGGAGACAGAGCAGCAAGGGUCAAGUGAUCACUGUAACAGGGCUGUGAUUCUGGGGUGCCAGGCUUACCCUGGCAAAGCUGCUGAACAUUAAUGGGCAGCCAAAGAACAUCAGUAUAUUAUGACUUAAUGACAAACAGAUAAGAGUUGUAGUCAUAAUCAGCUGGAGUGCUAAAGGCUCCACGUCUAUAAUUUAUAGCUUUUAUCAGCCUCACUUUGUAUUAGAUCACUGGGUGUUUAAUAAUUAUCCAUGUAUUUGUCUUUUAUUAAACUUUUAUUUGCUGAAUGUAUUAAUUGAAGAAAGAUGUUUAUUAGAUUCUAUAACCAACGUAUGGUGUAAGCAGCAUCACUUUGUGAUAGGUCUUAUAUGACAUGUUCAUUGAUUUUAAUGGAGGAUUUCUGUGCAUUAUGUUCUAAUCUGGGUAUUUGUUUCAGCAGUUAAAUGGACUUUAAGCCAAUGGUUUGGUUCGGUAACAAGCACUUAACGUACCUCUGACACAUUCAUUGAAAUUCGUGCUAAAUCCCAAAUCCCAACAUCCUAACAUAAUUUUAGCUUAAUUAAGCAGUUUUAGUGUAUAGAUCAUUCCCCUGCAAUUUCACUGCUCAAUUCACUGUCAUUUAGGACACAGUAGGUCUGUGGAGAACAUUCUCGCUAAACUCUCCAUAGACCUUAGUGUUGGACAAGAUGGCAUACCUUGGGAUAUCUUCUGGUAAGUAUAUCUCCCUUUAGGUUUUUUACAAAAAGCAGGUAUGUCAGCUUUAGAGAUCUUUGCAAAAUAUACAAUGCCCCCCAAAGCUGACAUAGCUGCCUUAAAGAUUGUAUGCAUGUUCGUCUAAAUAACGGUUUUAUGUCUAAGACAAAUAAUGUGAGAAGGCGCUGGGAGUAAGGCAGUCACCAUGAAAACGAAUGAUAUUUUACAGCUUAAUGCAUCAGUUUUGUUAUAUUGGACAAGAAUUGCUCAUCUCGAGCAAGCGACGGGUACUCAUAAUGUUCAUGCAGAUUUAUAGGAAUUUGCUAAUUCUCAAGGUCAAAAAUUUGGAGUCAGCCCAAGCAAAUUCUGCACUCAUGUUACAAUUAUUUUAGUCUCACAAUUUGUGCUAUUUUAUAUAAUAUGGUAUACCAUCGUCACUUUUGCAUUUGGCUGUUUCACUGUGAGGGGCUGAUGAGUAGAUCUACAGUUCUCAAGAUCCACCAACAGUCCAGGAUUUGUCGUCAUCUCCACCGGAAUAAAACAGGG